Eucalyptus grandis is the source of this 1896-nucleotide messenger RNA. RefSeq names its product cytokinin dehydrogenase 1. The coding region runs from base 214 to 1863 and encodes 549 amino acids. The record is from RefSeq and is a predicted model, not a curated record. Gene Ontology annotation, biological process: cytokinin metabolic process. NCBI's taxonomy places the organism in Eukaryota, Viridiplantae, Streptophyta, Magnoliopsida, Myrtales, Myrtaceae. Gene Ontology annotation, molecular function: FAD binding; cytokinin dehydrogenase activity. The transcript is spliced from 5 exons.
UCGAGACCAUAGAAUCACACCCUCAUGUACCAAGUCACAAAGUGAAUAUACUUAUGGACUAUUGACCAUGCAAGCCUAAAGCCUUCCCUUUAUAUUCUCCUCACUUCCUUUAUCUCCCUGCGCACUUCUCACCCGUUUUCUCAAGCUCCUGCCUCAGACCAAGCAGCACAACUCUCUCUCUCUCUCUCUCUCUCUCCCUAGUAUUAGACAAAGAUGGCUUCAAACCCUUCAGCCUUCCUGAAAGAGAACUUUAUAUUUCACAGGAUCAUUCUAGUCUUGCUCCUAAGUUGCACACCCGAUAGCACCAACCUUUCUUAUGAUUCUUCUCCUUCCCAGGAAAGUUCUCCUCUCUCGGUUCCUUCAAAACCUUUACUGAGAACGCUUCCCCUAGAUGGACACUUCAAUUUUGAGGACAUCCAAUACGCAGCAAAGGACUUUGGUGGUAGGUACCACAAUCUACCUUUUGCAGUCCUCCAUCCGAAAUCAGUUUCCGAUAUCUCGUCGACCAUAAAAUACGUUUUCAAAUUGGGGUCUGCUUCAGGGCUGACCGUUGCUGCUAGAGGCCACGGUCACUCCCUCCAAGGCCAGUCCCAAGCCCCCAAUGGGGUGGUCAUCCACAUGGAAUCGCUGCGACUGCCAAAGAUGCGAGUUCACAAUGGGGGGUCUCCCUAUGUGGAUGUUUCAGGUGGUGAGCUAUGGAUAAACAUUCUGCACGAGACUCUCAAAUAUGGUCUUGCACCGAAAUCAUGGACCGAUUACCUGCAUCUCACCGUGGGAGGCACUUUGUCUAAUGCCGGAAUAGGCGGGCAAGCAUUCCGGCACGGGCCUCAAAUCGACAACAUCUAUGAGCUAGAAGUGAUCACAGGAAAAGGAGAAGUGAUUACCUGUUCGGGGAAGCAAAACGCUGAUCUCUUCCAUGCCGUUUUAGGAGGUCUAGGACAAUUUGGCAUCAUCACCAGGGCCAAAAUAUCUCUAGGACCCGCACCAGAAAGGGUUAAGUGGAUUAGAAUGCUCUACCAUGACUUCUCCAUGUUCUCCAGGGAUCAAGAGCAUCUCAUAUCUCGCAAGAUUACCUUUGACUACAUUGAAGGAUUUGUCAAUAUCAACAAAACAGGCAUCCUGCAUAAAUGGAGAUCUUCCUUCACACCAAGUGAUCCACUUCAAGCCAGCCUGUUCAAAUCCGAAGGGAAAGUCCUAUAUUGUCUUGAGGUGGCACUGUACUUCAAUCCCCACGAAUCCAAUGUAAUCAGCAAGAGAGUCAAUGAGCUGCUUUCUGAACUGGGUUAUAUACGUUCGACGCUGGUCAUGUCGGAGGUUUCUCUCGUGGAAUUCCUGGACAGAGUGCACCUGUCCGAGAUGAAACUCCGAGCAAAAGGAUUAUGGGAUGUUCCACAUCCAUGGCUCAAUCUUCUUGUUCCAAAAAGGAAGAUUGGUGACUUCGCUAAAGAAGUCUUUGGCAAUAUUCUGACAGACAACAGCAAUGGCCCUAUCCUCAUCUACCCAUUGAACAAGUCAAAAUGGAACAACAAAACCUUCUUGGUCACCCCAGAUGAAGAUAUCUUCUACAUGGUGGCAUUCCUGCCGUCUGCAAUGCCAUCAGCUUCAGGAACGGAAAGCCUAGAACGCAUUUUAGCCCAGAAUGAGAGGAUCAAAAGUUUCUGCUCCACAAUGCUUCCUGAAGUAAAGCAAUACCUUUCCCAUUAUAGCACCCAAGAAGAAUGGCAAAGUCACUUCGGCCCUCAGUGGGAAGUGUUUGUCCAGAGGAAAUUGGAGUAUGACCCUCUGGCUAUUCUUGCUCCAGGACAGAGAAUCUUCCCAAGGACAAGCGCCAAAAGGACAGUGGCCCGUGUACAAGUCACGUAAAGUGAACACUGGGAGCAUCUUCCAGACUCGUAU